This is a messenger RNA of Hibiscus syriacus, 2617 nucleotides long. RefSeq names its product VIN3-like protein 2. The transcript is spliced from 3 exons. Lineage: Eukaryota; Viridiplantae; Streptophyta; Magnoliopsida; Malvales; Malvaceae. Gene Ontology annotation, biological process: epigenetic regulation of gene expression; vernalization response. Bases 249 to 2519 code for a protein of 756 amino acids. Gene Ontology annotation, molecular function: protein binding. The record is from RefSeq and is a predicted model, not a curated record.
UAAUUGGUUGGUAAUAGUGAUUUCGUAACGUGAAAAGUUAGGAGUUCUAUUCUCUUUCUUUCUAAUUGUUUGCAAUUAGGUAAUCUUUUUGGUUUCUCAUUGUUCCAUGUCAAGUGCAUGGGAUGAACAGUGACAUUGUUAUUUCCCAGUUGGAGAAAGAUAUACCUCAAGGAUAUUGUUGAUUUUCGGUUUUAUGAUGGGUUUUAACCGUUUCCUCGCAUAUUAAUGUCGUUUUCCUUUUUACUUGUAUGAAUAGACGAUUUUCUUGUUUAAUGUUCCCGACAUUUUGUCAAGUUGAUAUUAGUAUUAAGAUCUAUUAUUCCUCUUGGACUUCCUCAUGCUUCCAAUGGGUAACUUGCAAUUUUAUGUUUCCUUUGGCCUUAGGAGUUGCACUCGAUCCGUCAAAAUGUAGUAAAUUGAGCAUGGAUGAAAAGAGAGAGCUCAUAUAUGAGUUAUCGAAGAGGACAGGUAGAGCCUCUGAAAUGCUACAAUCGUGGAGCCGUCAGGAGAUUUUACUGGUCCUAUGUGCUGAGAUGGGGAAGGAAAGGAAAUAUACUGGUUUGACUAAGCUGAAAAUUAUCGAAAACCUUUUGAAAAUUGUAGCUGAAAAGAAUUCAGGGUUUCAAGGUGUAACGGAUCCCAAAUCGCAUUCGUACCCAACAGGUGGUCAGAGAACAGCCAAAAGGCAGAGGAAAGCUGAUUAUCCUUCCCGACUGCCCAUUCCUGUGAAUAAUCCCGGCAUUGGUAAUGGUGGAAAUGACAUGAUCAAUGCUGUUUAUUGCAAAAACUUGGCUUGCAAAGCUACCUUGAGACAAGAUGAUGCAUUUUGCAAAAGGUGUUCCUGCUGCAUCUGUUACAAGUUCGAUGACAACAAGGACCCUAGUCUAUGGUUAAUUUGCAGCUCGGAAGCUCCUUUCCCAGGAAAUUCUUGUGGCAUGUCAUGUCAUCUCGAGUGCUCAUUAAAACACAAAAAGUCUGGCAUUGGAAAAAAUAAACGGCAUGCUGUUCUUGAUGGGAGCUAUUAUUGUGUAGCAUGUGGGAAAGUAAAUGAUUUGCUCAGGUGUUGGAGAAAACAAAUGAUGGCUGCAAAAGAUACGAGGAGGGUGGACAUUCUUUGUUAUCGUGUCUCUUUAGGUCAAAAACUUCUAAAUGGCACUGAAAAUUACCGUAAGCUUUCAGAGAUUGUUGAUGAAGCCAUUAAGAAGCUUGAAGCUGAGGUUGGUCCGUUAACUGGUGUGCCCGUGAAGAUAGGUAGGGGUAUCGUCAACAGGCUUUCUUCGGGACCCGAAGUUCAGAAACUCUGUUCUUCUGCAGUGGAAUUUCUGGACAAAAUGCUUUUCAAUACUAUCUCACAUUCUUCACCAAAUCAUUCAGUACCAGCAAGUUCAUGUUCGAUUUCUCCUGCAACUGUACGCUUUGAAGAAGUAAGUCCAACUUCUGUUACUGUGAUUGUGGAUUCUGAAGACCCUUUACGGAGCUGUAUUAUCGGUUACAGCUUAUGGCAUCGAAAGGCGUGUGACCAGGAUUACCCUGUUGAAUCAACUUGCACCAUGUUUGUUCCGAACACAAGGUUUGUUGUCAUGGGGUUGACUCCAGCUACGGAAUAUCUUGUCAAAAUUGUGUUGUUUAAUGGUACAAGAGAGUUCGGCCCAUGGGAAGUUCCGCUUUCGACAAGCUGUAGUGGGAAUGAAGUCCCAAGCUUCCCGAUGGUGGAAAGAAGUCAAAGCCCAGCAACCAAUUGUAGCAGCCUUUCGAAUCCUUCUUCGGUGGAUGAUGAAACUAAUAACAUCACUCCAUACAGCGAUCAAAAUGAUGACCGGGCAGAAACUAUCAACUGCACUGUCCUUGGUGAAGAUAGAAUUCCAGCAGAAGCAGGUCCGAUGUUGAGUGAGGAACGCACGAUGGAGAUAGUUGGUCCUAUGCUUGAUGUUGAUCCACUAAACGUUGAGAAAAAGCACACAUCGGGGGACCGGAUUACUGAGGAGACGAGCACCGAUAAUGAAUCUGAUGCCCUGGUUGAGACUGGUACCAAGCUUUUGCCGUUUGUAGGUUGCUCAGAAGCUGGAUUGCCCAUUACUCCCUGCAGAAUGGAAAUAAUUAAAACUGGACAAGGAAGAAGUGGGAGAUCAAAAUCCAGCAAGAAGGAUGUCGAGAAUGUGACCGGGAAAGGAGACGGUCUUCAAGAUGGAAGCACCUCGAAGAAGAAAACCGGAGAAAGGCAAGAUGAAGAAUGUAUGGAAAACGGCCUCGCAGACACGGAUUUCGAGCAUUACGUGAAGGUGAUCAGAUGGUUAGAAUGUAAGGGACAUAUCGAGAAGAACUUCAGGCAGAAAUUCCUUACCUGGUACAGCUUGAGAGCAACCCCGCAGGAGGUGAGGAUCGUGAAGGUCUUUGUCGAUACCUUCAUCACAGAUCCAGCAUCUCUUGCGGAGCAGCUUGUUGACACAUUCUCGGAUUGUAUCUCGAGCAAGGGAUCGUCUGUCGUAGCAGCAGGCUUUUGCAUGAAGCUUUGGCAUUGACAUGAAUUCGGAUCUUUUCCGAGUGCAACCCAGAUUAAGGAUAACUUCAACAAUAAUUCUUUAGACCCAUAGCGUUCUUCAUUUAGACUGUCACAAUG